AUGGACGCGAAUCCUGUUGUGUUCGACAUCAGCUCAGACGACGAGCCGGCAAUUGAAGACCCCAAAGAGUUCAACGAUGAUUGCAAUUGGUUGACGGAGCUUUUAAGGACUGUCGAGAAGGAAAAGGACGAUUCUGAUGAGGUUGUGGUUGUCGCCGAGUAUAAUCCGCCUAAGCCCAAGUCUAAGUCAAAGUCAUCGAAUCAGGUGGCGGAUAUUAAAUUUGUUCCCGAUGAUUAUGAUGAUGAUUGUGUUUUGUUGGAUGGUGAUCCUGAUAAGUCGGUUGCUGCUGACGUCAGCGAGUCUGAGACGGGUAGUGACGACGGUGAUGAUGUUCUUGUUGUUGGAGAAAAAGGCCAGGGGAUUGAUAGGAAGCUACAUCCGUUUGUUUGGGUUCCCCCCAUUCCACGAUCAUUUUUAACAUGUGGGAGGUUUGUUGACAGGUUUGCAAAGCAACCCUUGUGCCACUGCUACGUUUGUGACUCACUUGCACCAUGUGGGCACUGGGGUACAGGUGUAUCUACUAUUGACCAUUGUCAUGCCACUGAUAAGACAGAGAUGUGGAAAACUCAGCGGGAAAUUUAUAGAAUAGGGAAAGAUGCUCCAAUACCAGUUUCAAGGAAACCUGAUACUCCUGUUCCGAUGGCUUUGCCUCGACUUAACCAAGUAGGGCCUCUAGAUAUUGUACAGUUGAUAGCCAAUCCAAUACCACAGAAUCAAUCCUUGACACACAAUCCAAAACCACAGAGUCAGGUUUCCAGGAUGCCUGUGAUCCGUCCUUGCUCUUCCUACACCAUGCCGGGCAUCCCAAAUAUCAUCAGACAGAGUAGAAGCCGUCAAUCAGGAUAUGUUCAGGGCAGAAAUAGACUCCUACAUCGCACAGUUUCACAACAAGCACUUGGUAUACGUAAUGAUGUUCACCGGGAUAAACGUCCUAGUACUUUAGGUCAGCGAUUUGUCUCUUCUAAUACCAUGUUUGAAAGUCCGGGACUUGUUGGGAAUGCUUUGGCUGUAAACCAGCCCACACGUGGAUCAUUGAACAUGAACUGUGCUCCUGCUUUGGGAUAUGGAAGGAAUGUUGCUCCACUGCCUACAUCAAAGGAAAAUCCAUCCAGUUUGCAUUAUGUUUUACCCAAUGCAAAUUUUGAAUCACAUACAUAUCAGAGCUCCUCCCAGCCCAACAUGUGCAGUGUUGUUGUAAAUACAGUGCCUUCGAGACCCAAUGCAUGCAGUCAACCUAUGCGGCAGUCAAAUGAUGACCAGAGUCUUUUUCAGCUGGGGAAUCAAGGUCAAAACGUUGCAGAUUUAAGUUUCCCUGAUUUUGACUUUUGUCGAGUUAACAACUCAAGUCAAAGUGAUCAGGAAGCUUCUGUUGAAAGUAUUUUUCAUGGCACGGUGUCCAAUAAUGAGCCAUCAACUGUUAAGCAGUUAAGUUCUCAGUUCGCUGCAAUUGAAAGUGCUCAAUUCCACUACAAGGAUGAUGAGUUUGAUGAUAGCUUUUUUUUAAACCAAGCUGUUCCAGUGGUUUUAGAAGGUUUUAUGCCUCAUGAUCUGAAUGGCUUUUCUCCCGAACCUCCUGCAAUUGACUCGGCACCAAAGAAUAUUGCUCAAGCGUCAGCAUCCAGAAACAAGAGAGAGAGCAAGUAUAAUGAAUCAGGUAAGUUAAGUGCUGGAUGGUGCAUCUCUUCUCCUUAUUUGCUCUGUGUGGUGGAUCGUGUUGACGGAGCGGAUUCCAUGUUAGCCAGUGCUCCAUCUCAGUCCAGGCAUCUCUAUUUAAUCCCAAGCUUGGAGGGAGAAACUGUUGAUCCUGAUGGGGUAUUGAUUAUCUCUGCUAGAGUUGAGCGUUCUGGUUAUCAAUUGUUUUAUGGUUGGUUCCAUAUUUUGCCGGCGUGA
Molecule: messenger RNA, 1890 nt
Organism: Dovyalis caffra
Lineage: Eukaryota; Viridiplantae; Streptophyta; Magnoliopsida; Malpighiales; Salicaceae
Source: the annotation of a GenBank genome assembly